This is a messenger RNA of Candoia aspera, 4182 nucleotides long. It is a transcript of the gene SPAG1, whose product is annotated as sperm associated antigen 1. Gene Ontology annotation, cellular component: cytosol. The record is from RefSeq and is a predicted model, not a curated record. Gene Ontology annotation, molecular function: protein binding. Bases 78 to 2951 code for a protein of 957 amino acids. The transcript is spliced from 18 exons. Gene Ontology annotation, biological process: axonemal dynein complex assembly. NCBI's taxonomy places the organism in Eukaryota, Metazoa, Chordata, Lepidosauria, Squamata, Candoiidae.
GCAAUUUUGUAAAUAAUCAUGAGAAAAUAUAUUGGAAAUUUUUAAAUUCUGUGUUUCUAGCUUUAAGUGCUGAUCAAAUGUCAUCCUGGUUGGGUCAUGAAACCACGAAAACAUACCAAAUUCCUAUUGACCAUCUGGACUACAAAUUCAUUGAAAAAUGCACUGAUGUUAAGCAUUUAGAAAAGAUUCUCAAGAUAUUAAGGUCAGGUGAGGAGGGUUUUUACCCUCAACUUACAUCAUUUUGUGAAGACCGCAUUGAGUCUUUGGCUCCAAACAGCAGAGCUCUUCGAAAAGAAAAACCUUUAGCCACUGCUUCUGAUUUUACUACUGAAGAAUGGAAAAAAAUAAAUGAUGACAUGGUGAGCUGGAUUACUGAAAUGAAAGAAGAUGAGUAUAAAAUGCAAUAUGCUACAGCUGAAGUUUUCAAGGAAAAUGUGGAAAAUUUACCACCAAUUCGUAGUUCAGAGAACCAUCAUUCCCUAAGUCAGAAUAAAACUGCAAAAACAAAGCAAAAGAAGAAAAAUAUACCAAGAGACUACAGAGAAUGGGAUAAGUUUGAUGUGGAAAAAGAAUGUUCCAAAAUUGAGGACCAAGAAGACAAUUAUUCUAAAACCAGACUUAAUGAUACCAUAAAAUUACCAAAAGCAGAGAUAAACACAACAGGUAUGACUACAAAAGAAAAGACAGCUGCUGCUCAUCGUGAAAAAGAAAAAGGUAAUGAAGCAUUUGUCAUAGGUGACUAUAAAGAAGCAAUUGCAUACUACAGUCGGAGCAUAUCUGCAUUCCCUACUGUGGCUGCAUACAAUAACAGAGCUCAGGCAGAAAUGAAACUCCAGAACUGGCAGAAUGCUCUUCAAGACUGUGAGACUGUAUUAAAAAUGGAACCUGAAAAUAUAAAAGCUCUUAUGCGUCGUUCCACUGUUUAUAAAAAUCUACAGAAUUUUAAAGCAGCUGCUGAAGAUUUGAGAAAAGUAUUACAUAUUGAUCCAAAAAAUGCCAUAGCUAAAAAGAGCCUCUCAGAUAUUGAUAAGAGUCUGAAAGAAUCAGAACCUGUAUCUCAGACCCAAAGCAAGGGAAGAAGAAUAUUCAUUGAAGAAAUAGAAGAAUCAGAAGAACAAGAGGGAAAUGAAGGAGCAUUUGUAAAUGGCUGUGGAGAUAGAAAAACUGCAGUGCUGGUGGGAAGGGAGAGCAAAAGCAACCAAGCUGAAAUGGGCAAUGUUCAAAAGAAGUUCCAUGGUAGAGGAGGCACCUGGAAACCAGAACAUAAAGAAGCACAGAAGGACAGAGACCCUCCUGAGAAUAGCGUUAAAAAAGGCACAUCUGAGGAAAAGAGAUGUGAAUCUCUACAAGAUGGAAGAAAUGAGAUAAAUGGCUACUUGAGCAACUGCAAAAAUGGAAAUGAAAUUGGGGAAGGAAAACCGAAGGAUGUAGAAUCAUCAGCGGCUGGAAUGAGCAGUUCUACUCUGCUUCCUCCUAAUGCUGCAAAACUGAAAACUGAAGGAAAUCAAUUAUUUAAGAAUGGGCAGUUUGGAGAAGCUAUGCUGAAAUACUCUAGAGCAAUUGAAAAUGUGCUCAGUUCAGGAAUCCAAACUCCAGAGGAUUUAAGUAUUUUGUAUUCAAACAGAGCUGCAUGUUACCUAAAAGAAGGGAAUUGUGCUGACUGUAUUCAGGAUUGUAACAGUGCAUUGGAACUUCAUCCAUAUUCUCUUAAACCUCUUCUACGUCGAGCAAUGGCCUAUGAGUCAAUGGAACGAUACCAACAGGCAUAUGUGGAUUAUAAAACAUUAUUGCAAAUAGAUAGUGGAAUCCAGGCUGCAAAUGACAGUGUUAACAGGAUAACAAGAACUUUAAUAAAUCUGGAUGGCUCAAGUUGGAGGGAGAAGUUACCACCAAUACCUGUUGUCCCAGUUUCUGCUCAGUUACACUGGUGGGAUGGAGAAAGCUUUACUUCAGCGUCAAAACAAAAGAAUAUUGCAAUUACUUGCAGAAAUCAACUGUCACAGAUUCCUACUGAUAAUGCAGAAGAGAAGUUCAAGAUACUUAAGAAUCAAGGAAAUGAAUUUGUGAAAAAGGAUAAAUAUGAAGAAGCAUUAAUGAAAUACAAUGAGUGUAUAAAGCUAAAUUCACAGGAAAAGACUAUCUACACUAACAGGGCUCUUUGUUUCUUGAAGCUGCUUAAGUAUGAAGAAGCCAAAAAGGAUUGUGAUUAUGCUCUUCAGAUAGAUGACUCUAAUAUAAAAGCUUUAUAUAGAAGAGCUCUAGCGUUCAAAGGAUUUCAGAACUAUAAAGCUAGUAUUGAAGAUUUGAAUAAAGUUCUUCUAAUUGAUUCCAGUAUCAGUGAAGCCCAGAAGGAGCUGCAUGAAACAACUCAACUAUUUAAACUUAAACAUGAAUUUACAGACAGCAGUCAACCAAAGCAAAGGAAAAAAAUUGAAAUUCAAGAGGUAACUGAACAUGAGGAAGAUGACACAGAGACCUGUUCUUCAAAGAAUGCUGCAAUAAACCAUCACAAUGCUAAAGAGGAGCUUGGAAUGACCACGCCAUUGAAUAGCUCAGAAAAGCUAAUCAUUUCUAAACCGUCAAACGCCUAUGAAUUUGGGCAGAUAAUCAAUGUUGUGAAUGCCAAUAAGGACAUUGCUGCUUGUGCAGAGCUCUUAGCAAUGGUUGAGCCAAAAGAUUUGCCAGUACUACUGAGCAACAAACUAGAAGGAGAUAUUUUUUUCAUCUUUAUCCAAGCUCUGCAGUCUGAUGUGUUCAGCCAAAACCCUACCCUAGUAUAUCAACAUCUUUUCUACCUAAGUAAAACAGAAAGGUUGAAGGUGGUGCGGACACUUCUUGGUGAGAAUGAAAUAAAACAAGUUCAGCAGCUACUGGCUUCUCUUUCCAGUGUGCAAAGCCAGCAUUUUUCUUUGAAUGAUCUCGAGAGCCUUAAGAAAAGCUUUGGACUCUGAACAGUUUCAUUUUCAAUUACUCCAUGCAAAUAUGCACAGUGGGUAUGACUGUCUUAUACUGAGGGAAGGCAAACAAGAAAUAGUUUUAUUUGGAUUGAAUAUGCUGCAUAUGUUAUAUACGCUUUGAUAAUCGGGCUCUUUCACCUUGCUGUAUGUUUACUCCCACAAUUAUUUUAUUUAUGGGAGUGUUCCCUCACUCCUUGGCCCUUGCCCUUAUAUCAGUGAAUAGAUUAGAAGUAGGACUGUCCAAUUCAUUUGGACAGGAAAGAAAUAAGAAAAAGAGUGAAAAAUAUUUUGUAUUUGCUUGAGGAAGGGUACCCAUGAACUGUGAAGAGACCAUCCCUGGAGGCCGAGCAAAUAGUCUAAAAUGUUCCUUUUAUGAAAGGAUAUUAAUCAAAUGAUAGUUACUCAAAUGGUCUUCGUAAGGUUAUAUGUAGCCAUUCAUUUGCUGUUUUUGUUUCAUUUUCAUCUAGUGUAGGGGAUUUUUCUAAAGAGAAAUACUGUUCGAAAACGGUUAUUGACAUUGGAAUCUUUGAAUAAGCCCCAUUAAAUAAGGGAUUGUGAAUCUUUUUUUUUUUUUUUUGAAGUGGGACAUGUAUUGAAAGACACUUAAAGUGCAGCAUGGUGAUAGCAUUCUGGUUUUGCCGCUGGAAAAUAAAUGGCCACCAUGCAAACCAAACUACAGUAUACCUCAAAUUCAGUUUUGCUUUCAUUUGCUGUUCAGGCAAACUCAUCUGGCCUACCCUGAGUAUGGCUUUCAAGAAAAGACUAGGUCGUUUCUUGUGUUAGUGCUACAGAAUUAACAUGCUGGAGGGUUCUGAAUGUAUACAGCUGCAUGAACAUUUUAGCAGCUGGUUGCAACAAGUGGUGUCUGAGUCUCCUCUGAAUUGCUUCCACUGAAUUUACGAGGAGAGGUUUAUCCUCAGCCAGUGACCUAUUUCAGAACAGCAGGGAUGAAGCAAAAUAUGUAAUAAAUGUUCUGAAGCGAUAGUACUAUUGUAUUUUAAACUGGAAACUAAUUUAUUAAUAGUAUGCAACCGAAAUUAUAUUACAGGAAGCCUUAUUUGGUACUUCUGCUAUUUUGAAUUAGCAUUUUCUUGGACUAAAAAUUGUAACAAAAACGUUAAAGAGCUUAUCCACUUGAAACUGUUUCUCUUGAAGAACUUUUGUAAUAAAGUAUUGAGCUGAUUGAUAUAAAAAUACUUGCAAUGAAUAAAUAUUUUAAAAUAAA